This is a messenger RNA of Prorocentrum cordatum, 1044 nucleotides long. Lineage: Eukaryota; Dinophyceae; Prorocentrales; Prorocentraceae. The record is from the annotation of a GenBank genome assembly.
AUGGCGGUGCGGCGGGGGGGCUCAGGCCGUGUGGCCAGCGAGCCGCGGCUCGCCCCGUUCCGGAGGUUCAACCAGGACCUUAUCUGCAGGAACACUUUUCAGAAGCCGUUUCAUCUCGCGUAUGACGAGUACGAGCGUGUCAAGGACUUGCAGUUCAUCAAAGACCUCUUCACGUCGGCCGACCAGAACGGCAAUGGGACACUCGAGUACAAGGAGUUCGCGAGGUGCAUGAGCCACCCGGCGACGUUCCGGGUCUUCAACGAGCGCUUCGGCCUGCAGCGUCACCAGACGCCAGUGGUAUUCCGUGCAUUUGAUCUCGACGGAAGCGGGAGUAUCAGUUUGCCGGAGUGGUUCGAGACUUGCACGUUCCUGAUGCAGGUUGUGAAGGACGGCGACGUCAUCACCAAUUGGCGCCAGAAGGACAUGCGGGCGCUGAAGGACAAUUGGGAGUCCUGGAACAUCAAGUACCCUCGCCAGCAGCACCGGGCGAUAGCGCCAGGGAGCCCACAGGGCGCCGGCAGCCAAGACCGCCCGAGCGGCCCGUCGACGCCGGUGACCCCGAAGCGCGCCGUGGCCGCGGCGGAGCGCAGCGGCUCCCGGAUGUGCCUCACGGCGCCAGCGGCGCUGGGCGGCAGGUCGCCCCUCCUGCGGCACUCCUCCAGCGCCCUCUCCGCCGCCGAGGACGUGGCGAGCCCCAGGAACGCGUGCGCUGCCAGCGCCCCCGGCGGCAUGCUUGACCCUCACGGCGCGGGCGGUGCUGCCAAGGCGCCAGGCCGCGGCGGCGCCGCCCGCGGGGGCAUGCUGCAGCGGGAGCCCGCCUCGGCGGCGCGCCAAAGAGGGGGGGGGGCUGCCCGAGGCGGCAGGAGUUUUCAGAGGAGGAACAGGUACACGUACCACUACGCUGCCCUCGCUUUCGCUCCUUUUUUGGGGGCCUCCUGGUGGCAGGCCUUCGCUGCCACCGCUGGACUCGCCUCGAAAUUCUGGUCGGGGCGCACCCUGGGAGAGGUCCAGGGAGUAGCUCGGAAGCCGGGCAAGGGCUGCUAA